Molecule: messenger RNA, 4826 nt
Organism: Neopelma chrysocephalum (saffron-crested tyrant-manakin)
Lineage: Eukaryota; Metazoa; Chordata; Aves; Passeriformes; Pipridae
Product: potassium voltage-gated channel subfamily A member 5-like
Exons: 3
Coding region: 1-1914 (637 amino acids)
Biological process (GO): protein homooligomerization; potassium ion transmembrane transport
Cellular component (GO): voltage-gated potassium channel complex; membrane
Molecular function (GO): protein binding; delayed rectifier potassium channel activity
Source: RefSeq, a predicted model, not a curated record
AUGGAGAUCGCGCUGGUGACUCUGGAGAACGGCGGCACCACGGCCAUCGCGGGUGGCGAGGAUGCCGCGGCCGCCGGCGCCCGGGCACGCUGGCGGGGCAACUUGCUGCACAUCGCGGGCUCGCCGCAGCUGAGCGACGGCAAGGAGGGAGCCCCGCCGCCCGCGCCGCCGCCGAUGCCACCGCCGCCGGGGGACGAGGAGCCCGAGCGGCCCCCGCCGGGGGACGAGAAGCCGGAGCGGCCCCCGCCGGGUCCCCGCAGGGGCGGCCCCGAGGAGCGGCCGGCGGAGGGACGCGCCCCCUCCGCGCCGCCCCGGCCGCCGCCCCGCGCCCCGCGCCCCGGCGCGGACGUGGGACCCCCGGAGGAAGGGGGACACCGCCGGGGCAUGGCCAUGGCGGCGGCGGGAGACGAGGAGGAGGAGGCGGCGGCGGCGGCGGCGGUGAACCCGGGCGCCAUGCACCACCAGCGGGUGCUGAUCAACAUCUCCGGGCUGCGCUUCGAGACCCAGCUGGGCACCCUCAACCAGUUCCCCGACACGCUGUUGGGGGACCCGGACAAGCGCAUCCGCUACUUCGACCCGCUCCGCAACGAGUACUUCUUCGACCGCAACCGGCCCAGCUUCGACGGCAUCCUGUACUUCUACCAGUCCGGGGGAAAGCUCCGCCGGCCCGUCAAUGUCUCCAUCGAUGUCUUCGCCGACGAGAUCCGCUUCUACCAGCUGGGUGAGGAGGCCAUGGAGCGCUUCCGGGAGGACGAGGGCUUCAUCAAAGAGGAGGAGAAGCCCCUGCCCCGCAAUGAGUUCCAGCGCCAGGUCUGGCUCAUCUUUGAGUACCCCGAAAGCUCCAGCUCAGCCCGGGCCAUCGCCAUCGUCUCCGUGCUGGUCAUCCUUAUCUCCAUCAUCACUUUCUGCCUGGAGACCCUGCCCGAGUUCAGGGACGAGAGGGAGUUGCCUGUGCCCCUGCCCCCACAAGGUGGAGGUUUGAAUGGCACCACUGGGGACUCCCCACCCAUGCAGCCCCCCAGCAGCCUGGCUGACCCCUUCUUCAUCAUCGAGACCACCUGCGUGAUCUGGUUCACCUUCGAGCUCCUCGUGCGCUUCUUCGCCUGCCCCAGCAAGCCCGAGUUCUCCCGCAACAUCAUGAACAUCAUCGACAUCGUGGCCAUCAUCCCCUACUUCAUCACCCUGGGCACCGAGCUGGCCCACGAGCAGCAGCAGCCCGGAGCUGGCAGCAGCAAUGGGGGAGGGGGCCAGCAGCAAGCCAUGUCCCUGGCCAUCCUCAGAGUCAUCCGUCUGGUCAGAGUCUUCAGGAUCUUCAAGCUCUCCAGGCACUCCAAGGGGCUGCAGAUCUUGGGACAGACUUUGAAAGCCAGCAUGAGGGAGCUGGGCCUCCUCAUCUUCUUCCUCUUCAUCGGGGUGAUCCUCUUCUCCAGCGCUGUCUACUUUGCUGAGGCCGAUGACCCCGAGUCUCAUUUCUCCAGCAUCCCUGAUGCUUUCUGGUGGGCAGUGGUAACCAUGACUACUGUGGGCUACGGGGACAUGAGACCUGUCACUGUGGGGGGCAAGAUUGUGGGCUCCUUGUGUGCCAUUGCAGGUGUGCUCACCAUCGCCCUCCCUGUCCCUGUCAUUGUGUCCAACUUCAACUACUUCUACCACCGGGAGACUGAUCACGAAGAGCAAUCCAUCCUCAAAGAUGAGCACAGUAGUGCUCAGGGCAGCACAGCGGGGGCAGAUGCGAAGAGAAGACCCAGUACAAACUCUCUGAACAAAUCUGUUGUGCACUUGGAAAACAGUGAGGAGUUCAACAAUGGCACCAGCUCCAUAGAAAAAGCCACUAUCAAGGCGAAAAGCAAUGUAGAUCUCAGAAAAUCCCUCUAUGCUCUCUGUCUGGACACCAACAGGGAAACAGACCUGUAAGGAGAGGAGAGAGUUAGAGUUCAGAGAUGUAGAAAGAUUUACUGGUGUCAGAAACUUGCUACUAUAAUUAUUCUUUUAGUACCAAUUAGUUUUUUAAGUCAGGCUGUAUUUUCUAAACUGAUCACUGUCCUGAGCAGUCCUCCAGGAAUACAUGUUUUUAUGUUCUUUUUCCAUGACACAAAGGGUCACCUAUUUUUAAAGUAGACUAAGAAUAAGCUACGCUCCAUGAUGCAGGAGCUGGUAAAUUAUGACAGUGAAAAAUCUAAUUUGUAGAAACUUAUUGUAGCAAUGGUGGUUGGUUUUAAAUGGGUAAUUUGUAACCAAUUCAGUUGCUCCAAGUUUAGUAUUAAAGAGUUGGGGGGAUGUGUGUGUGGAGAAUGAAUGGAUCGGGGGGGAGGGAGGUUGAGGGCUUUUGUACUGUAGUUUCAAAUUGAAAUAAUUCCAAUAUAUUUUAUACCUGUAUGAGUGUAUUUAUGGUUGAGAGGGGAUUUCUUAUUCCUGUGAAAUAUGACAUCAUUAAAGCACUAGGAACAUUAGCAGAUCAGCACUUUCAGAGUUUUCCACUUGUGAUCAAUACAGAUCUGGUUAUCCUGUAUGUGAAGUGAAUUUGGUGCUUUGAACCCUGUAGCAGAAAAAUUCUGUUGUCAUUGAUAUGUUAGUUUCUUGUGAGCCUUAAAUUAUUAAAUAUUGUAGAUAUACUUCUUUAUAAAUAAUUUUAUUAAUUACCUUCCUGUUUCAGAAUUUCUAAAUAAUUCAGUCAUGUGCUUACUGUCCCCACUCUGAAAGUAUGUGCAGCUUUUUUUUUUUUUGGUAGUUUUAGAGUUUUAUACCUUUGUUAUAUUUUUGAGACUGAAAGUAUCUUUUCUGUCUGCUGUUACUGGUUUCGAUCCAAGUGCACAACAGAUCAAAAGCAUGAGGGAGUGGACAGACAUAACAAGAAAGUAGAAUAUCAGUGCAAUAUCUGCAAAACUGUUUUCGUUGUACGCUCCAGAUUACUUUGGCACGUGUAUCAGUCACCUUUCUGUAUCCACACACCACUUGUGUACACAGUUCACUGAUUUUAGUAAUAAUGGACUGGGAAUGGAUGGCACCUGAGGAGUCUAAUGUGACAUGCCGUGAUACUUCAAUAACCAUCGCGUGGCUUAUAUCUCAGACUGGGAUGGAGAGCAUCAUCUUUCAUCAGAACACAUCCUUGUUUGCUUUUUAUUUCCAAACAAAACCUUCUCAGUGCUGUGGAUUUUACAGUUAAGAUGACGUUGAAGGACGAGUGACACAUUCAUUGUCUUCAUCAGCGUGGUACAGUUUGCUAGUGAAGACUGACAGAAGGUUGCUCCUUUAACUCAAAGAGCUUUUUUUCUUGCAAAGGACAUCUCUGUUUCCCCCUCAAACUCCUGUUUUAUUGCUGAAGGAUGUUCCAUGCCUUUCCCACACACAGUGGCACAGCGAGACUAGCAGAAAGAGAAGGCUUGGUUGUCAACGCUCCAGGUUUGUUUCUGACAAAUUUUCUAAUAUAACUAAGUAAAUCUCAGUUGGGAUUAUAAUUUAUGCAAGUACCUCAGAUAUACGUACUGCCGUAAAUUUAAAUCAGCUUUGCAGAGCAGUGCUCUGACAUUCUCUUUAGCCAGACACAAAUGCUGCUUCCCUGCCCCUUACUGUGGCCCCCCAAUGAUAAUGCCCAAAUGCAUCAUGUUUUUUUCCUUCCCAUUCAGUAAAAUAAGUGCCAAGCAAGUUGUAUUUUUCAUGAACACAGAGCUCAGCCCAAACCCCCGGGGUGAGAGGAAGGAUGUUGAAUCUCAUAAUAGAGAACAGCAUCUUUCACGUUGAGGUGUAGGUUUCUUGUGUAUUUGUUUAUUUAGCUGGGAAGCGAUGCCAUAAUAUGCUGAGAAGCUGCAACAAGACUGACAGGCAAAGUGUGCGGUGCAGCUGCACUCCAGACUCAGGCAGAUCUCCUGUUUGCUUUGAUGGGAGUUUUUGCAUCAAGGGGAAGUGCAGAAUCAGCUCUUUGGGGAGGCUGAAUCUAAGAUGAAACAAAGAAGUGCUAUAAUUCCCUGUUGCACAUGCUGAGAUCUAGAUCACUGAUGAACUUAAAGCUUUUUGCUCAGAGCGACCUGGAGCCCUGGCAGUAGCGCUGUUCUCCAGAUGGCUUUUCCACGGCAUCGUCUUCCGUAACACACCAGUGAGCCACGAGACUGAGACAGAAAUUCCAGUGUGGGGAGGGUGUGAGUCAUGAGAUGAUCCUGACCAUUAGGAAGACACUGCUGCAGACUCUGAAACCCAACCCAUCUAUCUAUUCCUCGUUCUCAAGAAACCUUGGAUUAGAAGUUGCCGAAAAAUUUCCUUCUGGAUAAAUAACUGUGAUGUUCCCACCAAGCACACGUUCCCAGUGAGUUGGAUUUCUUCACUGGGAUUGUUGAAACACUGUCCUGCUUGGAGGUCUCUCUUGUAGAGGAAUUGUUCAACUCCACAAAAGGAGUGAUAAAAGUUAAAAUGCUUUGCAUUCGCUCCCAGGCACAAGACUUUAUUAUUUGAGAUUCUGUUUGGAAAUAAAUGAGUUCUUGUCAUAGAUUGGGCAUCUUCUACCGUGGUUCUUACAUAUCAAAAUUUCUCAUCAUUCUGGAAGAAGAUUUGAGUGUUUGUUCUCUUUCUUUUCUUGCCAUUCAUCUUUGUUUAUUUAUUUUGUAUUCUUGAGAUGUGCUUCAUCUCUGGAGUUUGUAUUUCUACUUUUAGCAUAAAAAUGCUGUACAUACAAGUCUAGAAUGCAUCUGAAGAUUAGUCUAAUUUUUCAUGUGACUUUGACUUGAACAUUUUUCUGUUUCUGUUUAUAUUGCUAUUUCAAAUAUGUGCAUUACCUGUAUUCUUUAUGCCUUUUCCCCAUCUAUAACUCAAUAAAAUAAUGUCCCCAUUCUGCAGAA